Molecule: messenger RNA, 2466 nt
Organism: Centropristis striata (black sea bass)
Lineage: Eukaryota; Metazoa; Chordata; Actinopteri; Perciformes; Serranidae
Gene: gpatch2
Product: G patch domain containing 2
Exons: 10
Coding region: 145-1737 (530 amino acids)
Molecular function (GO): nucleic acid binding
Source: RefSeq, a predicted model, not a curated record
CUCCUCAUAGACAUCUAUGGUCCUCCUCUUGUCGCAUAUUGAUCCAGCUAGCCGAUCGUUAGCUUUGUGUCAGGAUGGUGUCUGUGGCGUGUCACUGUUUGUCCGUAGUUUCUGGCUAAAGGUAUCUGGCAUUUGGUGGCUUUAAUGUUCCGUGCAGCUAAUUUAAAAACCAUCGGCAAAGCGGGAACCGGCUGGCACUUUCGCCGGACGAUGGACGAGCUGGUCCAUGACCUGGUGUCAGCAUUGGAGGAGAGCUCCGAGCAGGCUGCCCGUGGUGGCUUUGGUGAUGGAGGGGACCAUGCACUCGCUGUGGGCUGUUUGCUGAAGAGGCAGGCUCGGAAGCGGAGGGGCAGAAAACGACGCUCAGAUAACCCACACCCGCCUUGGGAGACGGGCCACCUCAGUGAGGGAUCAGAGUCCAGUGUGGAAGAACACAAGGACUACCGUGCCAGUACCGGGGGUGUCUCUGCUGCCAACAGCCAUGCACGUGACAACAGCGACUCGGAUGAACAACUUGGCCCCAAACGGCGCACCCUCCUAACAGCUGACACAGGCCGAAGCAAGCGGCCGCUUUGGCCAGACGACUUGGGUGUCCUGGGGUCCGCAGAGGGGACUCGCAGCCUUCGACGGAGACGUAAGGUCAAACGGAUGGCUGUGGACCCACCUGCGGAACCAGAACCCCCCUCCUGCACCAUGUUGGGGCCCCCACCUGUCCCCAAAGCCCGGGUUGGCGCCAGGCCGCAUAGACUGGGUGUUAGCGAGGGCAGGGGUGCCAUGGAGCUCUGCGGAGGUGGACUGAUGGGGCCAGGGGGAGGGAAGAACAGGGUGAAGAAGAGGAAACUGGCUCCCAACAGGCUUGGGAUGGAGGCUACAGAUGAAGGGGUGGUGGUGGAGAGUGAGGACCCCAUUUCUUCUCCAACUGAGGGGUCCAAGGACAAGAUGGAGUUGGAGGAGCAGAAGGGCUCAGAUGAGGACAUGAGUGACAGGUGUGAAACCAGCAGUGUCAGUAACAGCAGUGAUGGAGGGCUCUACACCAAUGAUGAGGGGAGGCAAGCUGAUGACGAGCAGAGCGACUGGUUCUAUGAGGGCGACCCGGGCUCCAGCUCAGCGCCAGGUGGUGCAUGUGCGAUAGCAGGAGUGGUUCCUUGGUGGGAGAGGGAGACCGGGUCAGAGGAGCUGGACCUGGCUGUAGCUGACCCCGUCUUCAACAGCAUCCUCACUGGAUCCUUCCCCCUCAUGACUCCUGGAGGACAGAGAGGGUUCCAGGCCCGGCUGAGUCGUCUCCAUGGAAACCAGCAGGCGUCUCAGGCGGGGCUGCAGGGCAGCUCCAGCCAAGGCUUCAAUGACAGAUUGGGCAGACAAGCCCAGGACUCCCAUGAGCCUUGGUUCGGCUCGAGGAGAGAACACGGACAGUUGCAUUGGGACCCGCGGUCAGACAGAGGGCACCGGAGAAGCUGCUCAGUGAAAACAGCCAGCAGACAGACCAGCGGGCACCUCGGCUCUCUGUGUACAGGGGAUGUCAAGCGGAGGCGAAAAGCAGCCCCCCUCGGUUCCACCGCCCCCUCAGGAGUGGUGGGGGAGAGCGCGCCUCCCAUCCCUGACACGAACAUGGGGAGCCGCAUGUUGCAGAGCAUGGGCUGGAACCCGGGGAUGGGCCUGGGUCCAGACGGCCGGGGCAUAACCGAGCCCGUCCGGGCGAUUCAGAGACCCAAAGGCACAGGUCUAGGUUUCAACUGAACACCACCUGGUUUCUGGAUCCUGAACCUGCAGCAGACUGGGACACGAUGCCCCGAGAGCUACGAGGAGAGAGGGAGAUGAAAUGCUCCUCGGGGCGAUGAACGAUUAAAAGACGGUCCAGAAUAAUCCAGGCAUGUGGGUCAUAAGAAGGGAAGGAAUGAGGUUGUCCUAGCAACAGUCAGUGAUAAAAGAGAAACUUUCCCAUAUUGGGGAAACUGCGAGAAGCCUGGGCUGUCCACACAGAGAGAGAAUGAUGUGUGAAAGUGAACCAAGCAGGAGAAAAGGGCAUGCUAACGUCCUCUCAAGAAACUCCAUGUUGGAGAAAAUAAAUGACACUGAAGCCUCAUUGUUAGUGUGUUAAGCUGGCAUGCUCCCUCAGCCUUGUUACCUCAGACUCCAUUGUUACUGGCUGCAAGACUGGGGUAAUGAUGACCAUAUCCUGAGCCAAUGAUGACAGUGUGGUUUGUUUUCAGUCAGCGGUAUUGGUUAGUGAAUUAGCGAUAAAUGGUUUUGUCCGAUAUUGCACAAGAAGACUAUUCGAGUAGGCCAUACCUCAAGAUUUAUUUUAGGUUUCUUUUAAGGUAAUGAUGGAAGGGUACACUGUACGAAUUUGUGUUGGAAUAUCUAGAUCUUAUUCCCACCUAUUUUUAUUGUUCAUUUAAUGGGAAAAGUCAUGUCAUCAGAAUGUUUCUAUCUGUCCAAAAAAAGAUAAAAAAAUCAAACUAACAA